This is a messenger RNA of Daldinia childiae, 642 nucleotides long. RefSeq names its product Ankyrin repeat-containing protein P16F5.05c. Gene Ontology annotation, molecular function: protein binding. Bases 1 to 642 code for a protein of 213 amino acids. Gene Ontology annotation, cellular component: ciliary inversin compartment. The transcript is spliced from 2 exons. NCBI's taxonomy places the organism in Eukaryota, Fungi, Ascomycota, Sordariomycetes, Xylariales, Hypoxylaceae. The record is from RefSeq and is a predicted model, not a curated record. Gene Ontology annotation, biological process: protein localization to ciliary inversin compartment.
AUGGCACCCAAGUUAUCGGAAGAUGAGAUUGAUGAUCUCAUUUACUUAGCCCGUACCGGCGACGAUGCAGAGUUCACGGGAAUGGUUCAGGAGCUUGCUGUUCGGGAGGGUGCUACACGGGCCGAGAUCAUAGCGGCGGCUAGAGAUGACGGCAAGGCGACCUGCUUACAUAUGGCAGCAGCAAAUGGUCAUGCGAAAACUGUCACUUUGAUACUCUCACACUUCCCUGCUCCUUCUAAGGCAUCCAAGGAAGCAGAAGCAGCAGCAGCAGCUCCGUCAUCAGAUGAAGUAUCACCAUCUACAAGUACAGAAACGGAGGUACCUUAUAUCAACUUACAGAACUCGUUCGGAAACACAGCCUUGCAUUGGGCAUGUUUAGGUGGUCACCUUGACGUCGUCAAACUUCUCCUAUCGCGAGGCGCUUCGCCUACUGCGGCUAACGACAAAGACCAGAUUCCGCUGGACUUGGCAGCCUUCAAUAACCAUAUGCACGUUGUUGAUUACUUUCUCUCGCAGAGCAAAGAUCUGGAAGGCGAUAAUGCUAAGGAAGGCGGACUAGAGAAGGGCGCACAAGACGUGCAGAUGACGGAUGAUGGUGCAGCGGAGGAUGGAAAAGCAGGGGGCUCAGCAGAUGGUAGUUAG